Rotaria sp. Silwood1 is the source of this 1236-nucleotide messenger RNA. The record is from the annotation of a GenBank genome assembly. Lineage: Eukaryota; Metazoa; Rotifera; Eurotatoria; Philodinida; Philodinidae.
AUGAAUCAACCAGCAAAACGAUGUCGUUUUUCUACAAUUACAUCUUCGUCAACAUUGAAUGAAUUCUUACCAUCAAUGCGAACAACAAAUAUGGAACGAGCUACACUUAAAAUUGAAAUCCCCUUUACUGAUCAUGCUCAUUGUAUUGGACGACAAGGAAAUCAAAUUCAAAGUAUCAUGUCAGCAACAGAUACACAUAUUCAUUUUCCAGAUGGGAACCGUGAACCAAAUGGUACUAAAUCGAAUCAGGUAUCAAUAACAGGAACAGUAUCAUCAAUUGAAGAAGCUCGAAAACGUAUAAGAGAAAUUCUACCAAUGUCAUUAAAAUUUCUUAUACCCCCAACAGAAUUAAUUAACAUUAUUAAUGAUGAUUAUCCAUUAUUUAAAAAUGUUCGUACACGUUUUGGUGUUAUUGUUUUACCACGUCCAUAUGCUAAAACUGGUGAUGUUUAUUGUAUUGUUCGUGGACUUAUUAAUCAACCAGGUUUAGCUGAAGCAACUGAAUAUUUAAUUCAAGCAUUUUAUGGUUUUGAAGCACCAUUAAUAAAAGUAACAUGUCAAACAGAAGUUAGUGAACAAUAUCAUGUUUAUUUACAAACUCGUCAACAAUCAAAAGAUAUGUGCAUAGCGGCUAUUGAACAGUAUACACACACAACAAUACAAUUUCCAACAAUGAUUAAUUCAAAUUUAUCACAAGAUAAUACAAAUAAUUAUGGACGUCGAACAUCAGUCAUUAUAUCGGGAUCACCAACACAAGUUUGUCAAGCUCGAAAAUUAUUUGAUCUUUGUUUACCAGUUAUUUUAAAUUUUGAAAUACCCAUUGAUAAAGAACCGACUCGUGCUCAAACUGCUCAUAUUAAAGAUAAACUUAAUGUAACAACAACUGUUCGAACACGUAAAGAUAAAAUUGGCAAAUUAGUUACAGUUCAAUCACAAGAAUAUAAUUGUGAUCAAUUAUUUCGAGCUCGUGCUAUUAUUCUUGGGUUAUCAGAAUCAAAUAAUAAUCAUAUUUUACCAAUUAAUGCAAAUGGAUUAUUCGAUUUGAAUCAAACAUCAACAUUUUUAUCUGAUCUCUCUUUUCCAACUGCAUCGUCAUCAUUAUUUCUUACUUCUCCUUCAGCAGCGACGACAACAACAAAUCAUAUAACUGAUAGUAUAUUAAUUCCCAUAGAGCCUUGUUAUAUACCAUCGACACAACACAUUGAUACUGUACUUGUACCAAUGCAAGUGAUUUGA